AUGUAUUCGUCAGGUGCGGUACAAUACGGUGGUGGUAAUAGAAUACCAGAAAUGACAAAACCACCCGAAGAUGAUUUUGUACUUGAUUUAAGCGUGAGAACUCAAAUAGACGGUGGUAAUGGAUGUAACGGUGAAACAACAACAAUUUACGGCGACGGUAAACCAACGAGGCCGUUUAAGGCAUAUCCAAAAAAUUUUUUAGGUUUAGGUACGACAGGAGGUAUGAUAGACGAUUCGGAUAUAAGAUAUAUGGAAUUCAGACGACAGUUUUUAUCACAGCUACACGCGACGAUUGGCGGAACCGCCGGUAAUAAAAACAUGAAAAGGCCGGUACAAUCUGUGAGUCCGAAUCAAUAUCCGUCAUCGUCAUCUGGUGACGGUAAGGAUCAGGCAUAUUGGGAAAGGAGAAGGAAAAAUAACGAAGCGGCUAAAAAAUCAAGAGAUGCGAGAAGAGCUAAAGAAGAUGAAAUUGCAAUUAGGGCAGCCUUUUUAGAAAGGGAAAACCUUCAAUUAAGGUUGGAAUUAGCAUCAUUAAAAAAUGAAAUUGAAAGGUUGAGAUGCGUCCUUUAUGCUAACAACUAA
Molecule: messenger RNA, 582 nt
Organism: Pediculus humanus corporis (human body louse)
Lineage: Eukaryota; Metazoa; Arthropoda; Insecta; Psocodea; Pediculidae
Exons: 3
Coding region: 1-582 (193 amino acids)
Biological process (GO): regulation of transcription by RNA polymerase II
Cellular component (GO): nucleus
Molecular function (GO): DNA-binding transcription factor activity, RNA polymerase II-specific; RNA polymerase II cis-regulatory region sequence-specific DNA binding
Source: RefSeq, a predicted model, not a curated record